This is a messenger RNA of Acomys russatus (golden spiny mouse), 1084 nucleotides long. RefSeq names its product chromosome 11 C6orf136 homolog (gene C11H6orf136). The transcript has 6 exons. NCBI's taxonomy places the organism in Eukaryota, Metazoa, Chordata, Mammalia, Rodentia, Muridae. The record is from RefSeq and is a predicted model, not a curated record. The coding region runs from base 75 to 1013 and encodes 312 amino acids.
CGAAGCCGGCUCCGGGGCGCGCCGCCCGGUGAGGUGACGGGACGCGGGAGGCGCCCUCUCGCCCCCACAGCAGCAUGUACCGCCCGAGCCGGGGGGCCGCCCGGCGCCUCGGGCCCUGCCUGCGCGCCUACCAGGCGCGACCCCAGGACCAGCUUUCUCCUCGGACUCUGCCAUUCCCACCCCUCUGGCCCCACUCCACUCAACCCACUUCUCCAUCGCUUCCUCCUCUCUGGUCACUCCUCCCAUCCCCCCAGCCUCCCCAGGCUCCUCCACCACCUCUCCCUCAGGCCCAGGCUCUCAACUCACUGUGCAAUGUGGUUCUUCCUCUGGGGAAGAGGGAGGAGGGGCCAGGGCCUGAGCUGCACAGUGGCUGUCUGGAUGGGCUCAGGAGCCUUUUUGAGGGGCCUCCUUGCCCCUGUCCUGGGCCUUUGAUACCUUUCCAAGCCCCUGGGACUUCCUGUCCUUCCCCCGCCAGCCCGUCAGGAGACGACAGCAUGCAGGAACACCUGGCUGUCAUGUAUGAGAAACUGAGGCAAGAGCUCCCCACCCUCUUCCUAGGCUCCCAUGACUACACUCUGUACUCGAUGGAUGUGGAAUUCGUCAAUAACAUCCUGAACAUUCGUACCAAGGGCCGGACCUUGUACGUUAUGUCCCUGACCCUUUGCCGCUUCCUAGCUUGGAACUAUUUUGCACAGUUUCAGUUGGAGAUCCUGCAGCUGACCCGCCACCCCGAGAACUGGACCCUGCAAGCCCGCUGGCGCCUAGUAGGUCUGCCCAUACACAUGCUCUUCCUGCGCUUCUACAGGCGCGACAAAGAGGAGCUUUACCGGACCUUUGACGCCUAUUCCACGUUCUACCUGAAUUCCAGUGGCCUCAUUUGUCGCCAUCACCUAGACAAGCUGAUGCCUUCGCACUCACCGUCAUCACCUGUCAAGAAGCUGCUGGUGGGAGCUCUGGUGGCCCUGGGGCUGUCAGAACCAGAGCCCGACUUACACCUGUGUUCCAAGGCCUGACCCAGACUCCAGGGAGGGCAGCACUGAUGACUUUGCUACGCACAAAAGGAGGUGACAGUGGGCAAGGACGG